Molecule: messenger RNA, 2090 nt
Organism: Aplysia californica (California sea hare)
Lineage: Eukaryota; Metazoa; Mollusca; Gastropoda; Aplysiida; Aplysiidae
Product: regucalcin
Exons: 7
Coding region: 320-1231 (303 amino acids)
Biological process (GO): L-ascorbic acid biosynthetic process
Molecular function (GO): calcium ion binding; enzyme regulator activity; gluconolactonase activity
Source: RefSeq, a predicted model, not a curated record
ACCUUUUAAUAGCCUUUCACUAAAACAGAAUACAGCUACCCUUUUACGACAAACUUUGCCCCAGAUGACCAUAUUUAUGCAAAUUUCGCGGCCAAGUGCACACACGUUACAGAGAGGAGAAAGUCAAACUGAACUUAGAACUCAGAACUGUAUCUAAGUUCAGGGUGAAACUGCAUGCGGUGAAUGACUCGGCAUUAGCAGCGCGGCGUGCGGUAUUCAAGAAGCCUACUUCCCCUGCAGCUUUUGUCACACUUGUCUCGUGUCUCUGGAGGAGAAGGAACCUACCCAAAGGUCUGAGAUUGCGUGUGGUAUCAAUACUAUGAUGAAAGUAGAAGCUGUACUUCCUGACCGAUUCCAACUUGGCGAGUCUGGGUUCUGGGACAUCAGGUCGGAAUCGUGGCUUGGGGUGGACGUGAGGGGUAAUGCAGUGAUACGAUACAAUCCAAGUAUACCUCGAGUGAACAGAAUCAAUCUCGAAAAAGAAACACAUUUCGCUAUUCCGCGAAGCAACGGCGGUGGAAAUGUGAUCACGCAGGCAGAUAGUGUAAACUUUCUGCUAGAGAAGACUGGAAAAACCACUCCUUUUGUCUCUGGAGAGAAGUUAGGGCUACCUGCUAAUGGACUCAUUAACGACGGAAAGUGCGACGCUAAAGGCCGACUCUGGUUAGGAACAUUCGUACCUGGAGGCGGCUUACACGAGCCAGAGAAAUGGAAGCCAGUUGGAGGAAUUGUUAGAAUCUCAGCUGAUGGCGCGGUCAGCACACAGGCCGACCAGUUCGUUCUACCAAACGGCCUGGACUGGACAACGGACAGCCGCACAAUGCUAGUUGUAGACAGCUUCAGCCUGAAGAUAUACGCCUUUGAUUUUGACCUGGACAAAGGCGAACUCAGUAACCGCCGAGUGUUCAAGCAGUGGGAGGCGGGCUCGGAGGAGUUCCCGGACGGACUUUGUAUUGACGCCGACAAUAAGGCUUGGGUGGCGAUGGUCGGCUCUGGACGGGUCAUUCAACUCGACAUAGAGACCGGGGAAGAGUUACAGAGCAUUAACCUCCCUUGUAAGGGAGUCACGUGUCCUAACUUUGGCGGCGAAGACUUCAGAGACCUGUAUGUGACGACAUCUGCAGCGUUAAGACUGCCAAAUUGGCCGGAGAAUCCCCCUGAGGCGGGCGCCAUCUUUAAAGUGACGGGAUUGCAUGCUAAGGGGAAAGCACCCAACUUGUUCGCCGGAUAGACAGUACGAGAGUUACUUACCUUGAAAGAAAAGACUGCCUUACACACUUGCCAUAAUCUAUUAUAGAAACGAUAGAAUGAUAUAACGGGAAGAAGUUAAAAACAUUGAUUCUUACUGGAGAAAUAUAUUCGAUGAAGAUACUUAAUUAAUCCUUAAAAAUAAUAAUAAUAGUAUUAGUUAAUGUAAACUCUAGCAAUUUACGAUGAUAGAAAUAAAGACAAAAUGUAUUAUAGACCUAACGUUUCAAGUUAUACUGCAAGACCAGCAGACUUGUUCAAUUAUGGUUAUACAUAAAUAUUAUUCUAGUCUCGAAAACAAGGGGCUGUAUGAAAAACCUAACUUUAAAAAGUAUGGCUUCUCGCCCCGGCUUUGCCGUAACUCAAAGUACACCGAAGUGUUCACUCGAUUAUUAUGACAAUCUAUACAAUAUUACCUUUUUUAGAACAGUUUUUGUAGGUUUAUUUGUAUUCAGCCAUUGUAGUUUUUAUAAAUAGAUUGGCAAAUAUUUCUGUGAGGAAUGCGAGGUUAUGGAGCAGUUUGUGUAUUUAUAUACCUCGGUUUGGCUAUCUUCAGCCUUUCGAUAGUGUAAUUGAGCACGCCCCCAUGUUUGAGCCCCACGAACCGCCCCUGGCGUGGUCGAUCAAGGAUUCGAAGGCUGUGGUCCUGCUGAUAGGUCAUAACAUGUUGGCUACGUUAUUGUGUUCAAAAUAUAAGAAUAUAUUAUAUAUUUAAUAUGCAACUGUUAUGGCAUUAGGUCAAAUAUAAUGCAUGACUUUUUCAUCACGUUGAAGAGUAUAUUAUACAACAUAUAACCUACUGUAUGAACUAUUAUGAUAAUAAACUGCUGUAUUUUAUUUCA